AUAAUAUGAUUCAAAUAAUUAUCCUCAUUUUGCUUUUCAACUGUCUUAUUACUACAGUGGUGACAUUUGAAGAAAAUAUGUUAAGUUAUGAAAACAAAGGUCUCAUAGCCAACGGAGAAAUAUAUGACGUCGAGAAAUAUCCGUUUGUAGUGUGCUUAGUGAUAAGAGCCGUCCGAAAAAACAUUACGGGAAAGGCCGUAUGCACGGGCUCGUUGAUAUCGCCCUUGUUCGUUUUGACCGCCGCACACUGUACCGUUGGCGUAACAACAUCUAACAUAAAUGUAUACAGCGGCAAAAGCCACCAACAUGUCCAGCGCAUAUACCGACAUCAUAUGUUUGAUCCCGAAAAGUUUUUGGCAGACAUCUGCUUGUUGAAACUACGAAAACCGUUCAAGAAUGUCGGCCGUUAUGUAAGUUUAUCUGGCCAUCCUGAUGAAUUUUCUAAUGGAAAGCCCUUGAAUUGUGUGGUCAUUGGGUUUGGAAUUACCGAACAAAAUACGAAACCUAAGUUAAGGGGGUUCAUGACCAACUCUAGUGUCACGUACGGUCCUACAGCAUGUAAAUUGUUCAAUACAUCGAAUAUAAUGGAUACGUGGAAUGAAUAUUUGUGUUCAAAACCAGACAUUCAUAUGGUAUGUCCUGGGGACAGCGGCGGUCCAAUGAUUUGCAAUGGGUCCUUAUAUGGAAUAGCCAGUCACGGAUACAAUUUCAAAGAAGAAAAUAAGGACAUCGAUUGUGGCAGUCCCGACGUUCAGACUAGACAUCUAUUCUUAUAUACCUACAGAAAAUGGAUAGCUGAUACUACAAAUAAAGGAAACACAUUAAUACCACACUAUAAAUCAUAUAUUACUACUAUUAUAUUAGUAUUAUACUAUUAUAUGUUGUGAAUGUUUAGUAAAAUAAAAAAAUGUAUAUAACAAUA
Molecule: messenger RNA, 922 nt
Organism: Metopolophium dirhodum (rose-grain aphid)
Lineage: Eukaryota; Metazoa; Arthropoda; Insecta; Hemiptera; Aphididae
Product: trypsin-3-like
Exons: 4
Coding region: 6-887 (293 amino acids)
Biological process (GO): proteolysis
Molecular function (GO): serine-type endopeptidase activity
Source: RefSeq, a predicted model, not a curated record